AUGUAGCUGAAACCAAUAUAGUUGAAGUAGAAGAUGUUGAAGAAGUAGAUGUAGCCAAAACUGAUGUAGUUGAAGUAGAAAAUAUUGAAGAGGUAGAUGUUGUUGAAGAAGUAAAUGUAGUUGAAGAUUUA
Messenger RNA from Racocetra persica, 131 nucleotides. NCBI's taxonomy places the organism in Eukaryota, Fungi, Glomeromycota, Glomeromycetes, Diversisporales, Gigasporaceae. The record is from the annotation of a GenBank genome assembly.